GCAAAAUGGCGUCGCACAUGAUGAUGGCGAAUAAAGAUUUUCUUUUCUUUGCCUUAAGACCUCGGCGUGCUUGGCGGGCCUGGCUCCUGACCACUCCUGCGGCUCCUGCGGCUCUUAGGGAUUCGGCGCACUGCCCAAGGUCUUGAGCAUGGAGGAUGCAGAGUUUUCGAAGCCCCUGCACAUCCAGCGUCUAGAACAGGCACUCAAGCUUGACCCAUUUCUCAACUAUGUGGAACAGGUCAUCAACCAGCCUGUCAGUGACGACACUGCAUCAGAAUCAGACGUAGAAGGAAGUAUAUCCUUGAAGAAUGGCAUAUCGCGAACAAAAGAUGAGAGAGAAAAUGACAAAUCACACCUAUACAACUUUUUGGGCGUUCGUCGCAAAAGACAAUGGCUGAAGGACGUACUGGUGUCGUCGUCCUCAUCCUCCUCUGAGACAGAGAAUGACACAGAUGAUGAGGAUGGCCCAGAGCUCACGCCUGCUGACCUGGAGAACAUGCUCAGGGAACACCGCCUCCGCAAGCAUCACCAGUCACACUUUUACCAGAAUGAAGAGAAUCGAGGCUACCUAUACUACAGUGCUGGCCUGCUCUCGCGUGUUGACAAAUACCCAGAACACCAGCGGUUCAUGGCUGGGUCAAGGAGAAAAAAGAACAAGGAGAAAAAGGAGAAAGAGAAGCUAAAAAAGAAGCUAAAGAAAGAAGAGGAGGAGGAUGAACUUGAUGCGGAUAAUGAGGACAGCUUGCACAGCUUCCCCGAUGACGCUUCCGAUGACCUCUCCAUACCUGUGAAGGGACGAGGGAGGGGCAGCAAGAAGGAUAAGAAGCCCAAGAAACUGGAUGCGCAGGCCCUGACCAUGCGCAGACACAAGUUAUGGGUGCUGAUGGCCAAAAAGGAGGUGGGCCGUUGCCAGAAAUCCAAGGCCUCUUUCCGCAAGGAGGUACUCCAGAACUGCAAGCGCAUGGCCACAGGGUGUAUGCGUGUGUGUAGACAGAAGGCCUUACAGAGCCAGAAAACGGUUAAAGACAAAGUGUGGAUGCUGAAGCGACUCACAAGAACUAUGCAAGGAGAAUGGAAGAAGUUUGACCGCAUCUUGAAGGAGCAGAACAGAAGAGCUGAGAGGGAGGCAGAGGAACAGCGCAAAAUGGACAAGGAAAUCCUGGAGGUAAAGAGACAACAACGCAAGGUCAACUUCCUCAUCACACUGCCAGAGCUCUAUGCUCACUUCAUGAAGAACAAGAUGGGCUCAGCUUCCAUGGACGAUGAGGACACGAGCAACAUCCUCAAGCAGCUGGAGGACGAUGGGCCCAUGCCUUCUUCUUCCUCUAUGGAUGAUUACGAUUGUGAGGCCAUGAAGGCUCAAGCACUGAAGACGGCACAGGAGGCGUAUUCCACACAGCAGGCACGACUCAGUAUGUUCUCAGGCAUGGACGGUGAGAGCAUGCUCAACGUGGGGGGAUCGAAGGAGGCCAAGGAGCACCCGCAGCCCAUCAUCUUCAAGGGCAUUCUCAAGAGUUACCAGAUGAAGGGCAUGAACUGGCUGGCUAAUCUCUAUUACUUUGGCAUUAAUGGUAUCCUUGCAGACGAGAUGGGGCUGGGCAAGACAGUACAAUCAGUUGCCUUCCUUGCACACAUUUGCGAACAGUACGAUACAUGGGGCCCCUUCUUGAUUAUCACCCCUGCAUCAACCCUUCACAAUUGGACAGGAGAAAUAGCCAGAUUUGUGCCAGAUUUCCAAGUGGUGCCAUACUGGGGCAACCCUGAGGAGCGCAAGAACCUCCGCAAGUUCUUCGACGGGAAGAACCUUGGUACAAGGGAGGCUAGCUUCCACGUGGUUGUCACAAGCUACCAGAUCGUCAUCCAGGACUUUAGGUUCCUCAACCGCCUCAAGUGGAAUUACAUGGUCCUUGAUGAGGCUCAGGCCAUCAAGAGCAUCAACAGCCAGAGAUGGAAGCUCCUUCUGGGCUUCAGCUGCCGCAACCGACUGCUACUCUCAGGAACUCCCAUCCAAAACAGCAUGGCAGAACUGUGGGCUCUCCUUCACUUUAUCAUGCCUUCCCUGUUCGACUCUCACCUGUGGUUCAAUGAGUGGUUCAGCAAGGAUAUUGAAGGCCACGUAGAGAACAAAACACACGUGGACGAGAAGCACUUGAAUCGACUCCACAUGAUUCUCAAGCCAUUCAUGUUGAGAAGAGUAAAAACAGAGGUCGAGAAUGAGCUUUCAGACAAGAUUGAGAUCAUGAUGUACUGCCCACUUACCCUAAGGCAGAAGUUUCUCUACAAUGGCCUCAAGAACAAAAUCAGCAUCGACGAACUCCUACGUUCCUCUAUGGGUCCCUCAUCACAGCAAACAUCAGUCACCUCGUCACUCAUGAAUCUUGUCAUGCAGUUUAGGAAGGUGUGCAACCACCCUGAACUCCUAGAGAGACGAGAAGUGCGCUCCCCCUACACAAUGCAGCCUGAGCCUUACUACAUGCCUAAGUUGGUGUUCAGGGAUGUGUACCUCGUCCGAGACAACCCCAGUCAACACCACAUGCUCUAUAACAAGCUGUCAGUGUUCAGUCCACACUAUAUACAUUCUAGUUUGAAGGAAGAAGGGAAAUCAAACCGGUGUUUUUCAUUCCUCCGGUUCAUUGAUUUGAGUCCCUGUGAAGUCCAGACCUUCAAGAAAGAUCACCUGUUAACUCAGCGAUGGCUCAUUCUGCUGGCAGCAAUGCAGUAUGAGAAGAUUCGGCAGCAUCGCAGCACCUGGCAGGAGAAAGACAAGCGAUCAAGUCCAAGCCUCGUGCCUGCGCGGAAGGACCACCUCAUAGUAGAUGGUAAUUUGUGCCCGGCAAGAAUAGCAUCGAGUAGAGUGCUCUCCAACCUCAUCUUUACCUCGAACACAUCCUCAGUUUAUACCUUCAGAGAUCAUGUGAUUCACCACAUGCCUGAGACGAUGAGUCAUAGAAUAAUGAGAUCGAAGAAAAUGAAGCCCCCGCUGAUAGAGGUCUUGUCAGAAGCCACGGAGGGAGCAGGAGCAACAGGUGAGGAGGCCAAGGCGACCGACACCCCAGAGCAAGUAACCCCGAAGGACGAAUCCGCCAACCCCUCUCAGCCCACUACUGGGGAGAAGUCCUCCCCUCCCAAGCCAGCCCACCUGGCUAAGCUUGGGAGUCCUCAAAAGGCGGGCGGUGGCUCAUCAUCCAAGUCCUCCCACAGGAGAUCGGGAGCGGGUUCCAAACACGGCUCCAAGAAGCACGGGAGCAAGAAAGACCUCGGAGGCCUCGGCGGUCUCGGCGGUCUCGGCGGUCUGGGCGGUCUGGGCGGUCUGGGCGGUCUCGGCGGUCUCGGCGGUCUCGGGGGGCUGGUCAACGGCCCGGAAUGCCUAGGCGAGGAGCUGAACCUGCUGCCGGAGGUGCCUCACGUGGAGCGGCCGAAGGAGGUGCGCCGCUGCCUGCCCACGCUGCUGCCGCCCUUCCUCAUGCACACCUGCGCCAAGGCCCAGUGCGUGGAGAAGGAGAUCGUGUGCCACGACCGGAGCGCCGCGUGGUGGCGUGUGCGGGCGGCGCGGACGGACUGCGAGGAGGACGUGCCGAUCCUUCUCUAUGGCUCGCCGAAGCUGGCGGUGGAGUGGCAGGAGCGCCGGAAUCGCCUCAUGCAAGUGGAGGUGGGCGGGCUGAGGGCGAGCUACCCGAGGCUGGGCUGGAGCCACGUCCUCAUUCCAGACAAGCACUCCCUCAUCAUGGACGCCGGCAAGCUGUACGUCCUGGACACUCUCCUGUCGCGGCUGAAGGCGGAGGGACACCGCGUGCUCAUCUACUCGCAGAUGACCAAGAUGAUCGAUUUGUUGGAGCCCAUGGAACCCCUGUUUAUGUAG
Molecule: messenger RNA, 3859 nt
Organism: Penaeus chinensis
Lineage: Eukaryota; Metazoa; Arthropoda; Malacostraca; Decapoda; Penaeidae
Gene: Ino80
Product: chromatin-remodeling ATPase INO80-like
Exons: 25
Coding region: 149-3859 (1236 amino acids)
Biological process (GO): DNA repair
Cellular component (GO): Ino80 complex
Molecular function (GO): DNA binding; ATP-dependent chromatin remodeler activity; ATP binding
Source: RefSeq, a predicted model, not a curated record